Molecule: messenger RNA, 1347 nt
Organism: Momordica charantia (bitter melon)
Lineage: Eukaryota; Viridiplantae; Streptophyta; Magnoliopsida; Cucurbitales; Cucurbitaceae
Product: GroES-like zinc-binding alcohol dehydrogenase family protein
Molecular function (GO): zinc ion binding; oxidoreductase activity
Source: RefSeq, a predicted model, not a curated record
ACGACAGCGUUGAAGGAGUCUUUCGUCUUCCACGUAUAGAACUAGCAUAGGGUUCCGUCAGAGGCGAAAUUGAGGCAACCAAGAGCAAGAUAAACUCCAAUGGAAGCACUGGUGUGCAGGAAGCUCGGAGAUCCAACAACUUCGACGCGAAUCGAUGAGAAUUCUCCGAUAGUACUGAGUAAGAACCAUCCGAUCCCGCAGUUGGAUUCUCCGACGUCGGUCAGAGUUCAGGUGAAGGCUACAAGUUUGAAUUACGCCAAUUACCUUCAGAUUCUUGGGAAGUACCAGGAGAAGCCUCCUCUCCCGUUCAUCCCUGGUUCUGAUUACUCCGGAAUCGUCGAUGCCGUGGGCUCCAAGGUUACAAAGUUUCGAGUCGGAGAUCGCGUUUGCUCCUUCGCCGGUGACGGUUCUUUUGCUCAAUUCAUCGUCGUCGAUGAGUCACGUUUGUUCCGAGUUCCAGAUGGAUGCGACCUGGCGGCCGCCGGCGCACUUCCGGUUGCAUUCGGGACCUCGCAUGUUGCUCUUGUACACAGGGCCAAGUUGGCCCCUGGACAGGUAUUGCUGGUGCUCGGGGCAGCUGGAGGUGUCGGGAUAGCUGCUGUUCAAAUCGGAAAGAUUUGCGGUGCAGUAGUUAUUGCUGUUGCUAGGGGAGCUAAAAAGGCCGAGUAUCUCCAAUCGUUGGGCGUUGACCAUGUAGUGGAUGUAAAUCAUCAGAACGUCAUUGAAAGUGUGAAGGGCUUCCUCAAGGAAAGAAAACUUAAAGGGGUUGAUGUUUUGUAUGAUCCAGUUGGGGGAAAGUUGACAAAAGAUUCGAUGAAACUUUUGAAUUGGGGUGCAAACAUUCUUGUCAUCGGGUUCGCCAGUGGGGAGAUCCCUGUUAUUCCCGCAAAUAUCGCUCUUGUUAAGAACUGGACGGUUCAUGGACUUUAUUGGGGCAGCCACACAAUCCAUCAACCCCAAGUUCUUGAAGAAUCUCUGAAUCAGCUAAUAUCAUGGUUAUCAAGUGGAUCAAUCCGUGUUCACAUUUCUCAUACUUAUAGCCUGCCAGAGGCCAACCUUGCCUUUUCAGCCAUAAAGGACAGAGAAGUUGUUGGAAAAGUUGUAUUGGUCAUUGAAGACAAGACUGUGAAAUCGAAGCUGUAACUUCGUCGGGAAUUCGAUCUUGAUGCAUUGAAGAAAUAAUAGCUGUAAUGUUCUGAAACUCAAGAUUUCCUUUUCAUUUUCUGCAGAAAUAAGUUUGUAGUCUGUCAGUUAAAAACUACACAUACAUGCACAAGUUCGCAGAGAGUGGCUGUCUACAGAAGCAAGGAUUUUAAAAAAUAAAAGAAAAAUAAUAAUUUACUGGAA